This is a messenger RNA of Orycteropus afer afer, 954 nucleotides long. RefSeq names its product Kazal type serine peptidase inhibitor domain 1 (gene KAZALD1). Gene Ontology annotation, molecular function: insulin-like growth factor binding. NCBI's taxonomy places the organism in Eukaryota, Metazoa, Chordata, Mammalia, Tubulidentata, Orycteropodidae. Gene Ontology annotation, biological process: regulation of cell growth; regulation of signal transduction. The record is from RefSeq and is a predicted model, not a curated record. Gene Ontology annotation, cellular component: extracellular region.
GUGCCGCGAGCGCGCUGAUGCCCCGAGUGAACGCAGGGCUGCCAGCUAACCAUGUCGCGGUCGCCCGCAGCUGCUUUGGCGCUGCUCCUGCUCGUGCUGCUGGUGCCGACGCCGCUCCUGAGCAGCGCGCGACGUUCCCCAGGCCCGGAUUACCUGCGGCGCAGCUGGCUGCGGCUGCUGGUGGAGGGGGAGGGCUGCGCGCCCUGCAGGCCGGAAGAGUGCGCCGCGCCCCGGGGCUGCCUGGCGGGCCAGGUGCGCGACCCGUGCGGCUGCUGCUGGGAAUGCGCCAAUCUCGAGGGCCAGCUCUGCGACCUGGACCCCAGCGCUCACUUUUACGGGCGCUGCGGCGAGCAGCUUGAGUGUCGCUUGGACGCAGGCGGGGACCUGAGCCGCGGCGAAGUGCCGGAGCCUGUGUGUGUCUGCAGUUCGCAGCGUCCCCUCUGUGGCUCCGACGGCCGCACCUACGCGCACAUCUGCCGCCUGCAGGAGGCGGCCGGCGCUCGGCCCGACGCCAACCUCACUGUGGCGCACCCGGGGCCCUGUGAGUCCGAGCCCCAGAUCAUGUCGCACCCACACGACAUUUGGAACGUGACAGGGCAGGACGUGAUCUUCGGCUGUGAAGUGUUUGCCUACCCUAUGGCCUCCAUCGAGUGGAGGAAGGAUGGCUUGGACAUCCAGCUGCCAGGGGAUGACCCCCACAUCUCUGUACAGUUUAGGGGGGGACCCCAGAGGUUUGAGGUCACAAGUUGGCUGCAGAUCCAGGCUGUGCGUCCCAGUGAUGAGGGUAUCUACCGCUGCCUUGCCCGCAAUGCCCUGGGCCAGGUCGAGGCCCGGGCUAGCUUGAUGGUGCUCACACCAGACCAGCUGAACUCCACAGGUAUCCCCCAGCUGCAGUCCCUGAACCUGCUUCCUGAGGAGGAGGCUGAGAGUGAAGAGGGCGAGGACUACUACUAG